Molecule: messenger RNA, 981 nt
Organism: Rotaria sordida
Lineage: Eukaryota; Metazoa; Rotifera; Eurotatoria; Philodinida; Philodinidae
Source: the annotation of a GenBank genome assembly
AUGUGUUUCAUUAGUAGUUUUAUCAUUAUACUAUACAUAUUCUAUCGUUUAUAUCAACAUUUUUUUCCAACACCAAAUAUCAAUCCUAAUGGUAAAUAUGUUCUUAUAAGUGGUUGUGAUAGUGGAUUUGGUCAUGGAUUAGCUAUUGAACUUGAUAAACAAGGUUUUAAUGUUCUUGCUGGUGUCUUCGUAUCUGAUAAUGUAAUUUCUCUUAAAGAAAAACUUUCAUCAAGAGCUACUGUCUUUCGUCUUGAUAUUACUAAACAAGAAGAUAUUGAUGUUGCAUUUGAAUUAGUCAACGAGAAAACAAAAGUUCUUCAUGCACUUGUGAAUAAUGCUGGUAUCGGCAUAGGUGGUUAUAUCGAUUGGACAAAAUUAGAAUUUAUGCAUAAAAUAAUGAAUGUAAAUUUUUUUGGACAUGUUGCAAUGACAAAAAAAUUUUUACCAUUGUUAAUAGUUAAAGGUGAUUCUCGUAUAGUCAAUAUUUCGUCAGUAAUGGGUUUAAUAAGUCCACCAGGCAUGUCAGCAUAUUGUGCUUCAAAAUAUGCUAUGGAAUCGUUUUCUGAUUGUCUUCGUCGUGAAAUGUCUCCAUGGAAUUUACGAGUUUCUAUCAUUGAACCAGGUUGGUUACGAACACCAAUUAUUGAAGGACAAGAACGUGCUGUACGAGAUUUAUGGAAUGGAUUAUCAGCAAAUGUUCGUAAUAGAUGGGGUGAUGAUUUUUUCAAUGAUUUAGUUGAAAAAUCAAUAAUAAAAAGUCCGUUUAUUAAUAAUGCUGAAAAUCCGAUUAAAGUAGUACGAGCACUUCAACAUGCUGUUAUGAAUACUAAACCUCAUAUUCGAUAUCAUCCAGAUUGGCAAGCUAAACUUUUCUUUUAUCCAAUUUCUAUGCUGCCUGCUUGGUUAGUUGAUUUUCUUAUGUUGAAAUUAGUUAGUACAUCUAUUCUUCCUGCUGGUGUUAACAAACAGAACCAAGAUUAG